This is a messenger RNA of Carcharodon carcharias (great white shark), 2683 nucleotides long. It is a transcript of the gene tmem175, whose product is annotated as transmembrane protein 175. The coding region runs from base 35 to 1618 and encodes 527 amino acids. The transcript is spliced from 10 exons. NCBI's taxonomy places the organism in Eukaryota, Metazoa, Chordata, Chondrichthyes, Lamniformes, Lamnidae. Gene Ontology annotation, molecular function: proton channel activity; potassium ion leak channel activity. The record is from RefSeq and is a predicted model, not a curated record. Gene Ontology annotation, cellular component: lysosome; endosome.
GUGCGCGCAGCGCGGGUAGGGGGAAAGGCCAUUGAUGGUCGGUGACAUGAUGUCGGUGUCGUCGCCGGGGUGCGGGGAGGACAUUGAGGAAGAGGCGACUCCCCCGGGCCCGUCUGCAGCAGAAGCCGAAUCUCUGUGCUCCAGCCCCAGGCCGAGUUCGCCGAGGGGGGUCGCGGUGGGGCAUGCCGGCCAGCACGGCACCAAGCAGUCAUCAGACAGGCUGCUGGCUUACAGCGAUGCACUCAUCUCUAUCGUAGCCACAGUCAUGAUUUUGCCUGUGUGUCACACAAAAAUUAGAGCUGAUCAGGAACUGGAAGAAAGUCUGCAGCAGCUACUUACAACCAAGAUAGCUGUGUACAUUAUGACAUUUUUAAUAGUGACUGUAGCUUGGGCUUCACACAUCAGAUUGUUCCAAGUGAUUGAAAGAAUAGAUGAUGUUCUUGCCCUUCUCAACUUGGCAUGUAUGAUGCUCAUAACCUUCCUGCCUUAUACAUUUUCCCUGAUGGCCUCAUUUCCAGAUGACACACUUGGAAUUCUAUCAUUUUGUGUUUGUGCAAUUAUCAUUGGAUUAAUUCAGGCUGUAAUUGUGAUUUAUGGAUUCCACCGACCUUACUUAUUGAAUGCCCAUCUAUGUGCGUCAGAAGAUCAAAUUUCUUAUAAGUACCAAAUUUUAAAGAUGAUUUUACGAGCUCCAGCUCUCUUCCUUUUAGCGGGGAUCUUGUCUUUCAUCUAUUGCCCAGUGGCAUAUGCAGUGCUUGCACUUGUCAUCUUUCUCCCAUACAUUACUCAGUGUACACAGUGGUGUACAAACAAAAUACAGGGUCCAAAAGAACUUCAGAGAGUGCCAUUUUACACAUUUCACCCAAAUGAGCCACUGAGCAAAGAGCGUGUGGAAGCUUUUAGUGAUGGGGUAUUUGCUAUUGUAGCAACGCUUCUUAUUUUAGAUAUAUGUGAGGAUAACGUUCCUGAAAGUAAAGAGGUUGCAGAGAAGUUCAAUGGUAAACUUAUUGAAGCACUUAGUGAAUACGGUCCAGAAUUUUUGGCUUAUUUUGGUUCAUUUGUAACUGUUGGCCUACUCUGGUUUGUUCACCAUUCACUGUUUCUAUACAUCACUAAGUCAACAAGACUGAUGGGGCUCCUGAACACAUUCUCACUGGCUUUCAUUGGUGGACUUCCACUGGCCUUUCGGCUUACCCACGAAUUUGCCGCCAACUCCCGCAAUGAACUGGAGGCCAUUCAAAUCAGUUGUGUUAUAAUUUUUCUUGCAAGUCUCUUUCAGUUUGCAAUAUGGGCUGCAGCACUUUACAAUGAAAAGGAAACCUUACAUCACCAUAUUCGUUAUAGGGGCAAAGAACAUGCAUUUAUGUUUGCCAAGCUCUCACUUUACCCUUCUGUGGCCUUUGUUACAUUCUGUCUUACAUAUGUUUUAAGUAAGUUUAGUACUGAAAUUUUCCAUUUGAUGCAAAUUAUUGUUCCUUUUGCAUUUGUGCUUUUACGAAUCAUUGUCCAAAUUGUUCUGGCUAUUCUGGCAUGGUUAUUCAGUCGAUUAAAAACCAGGACUUCAAUAUUAAAAGAGGAAGAAGAAUCUAUCAUCUCUGUAAGUGAGGUUGCAUCAUAACAGUCCACUUGCUGCUCCAGAGUACCCAGAUUCAGAGCAUGUGGUUUAAAACAUUCAUAUACAUGAAGUUUGUUUGCACUCAUUUCCACAAUUAUUAUGUUUGUGUAGCACUUGUGUAGUCCAUCAUCAAAAGCAAUUAUUGGCUAGAAAUAAAACAUGCUAUUGUAUAAUUCUGUUGUGCGCCAACUUGUACCAAGGAAAUGAUAGAAAGUGACUUUUCUUGGUUAUUAAUAUAAUGUUACAUAUUUUAUUAAUUUUUGUUUACAUUUUGGUGUUUUUAAAGGUUGAAUAAUUUUGUAAUGUAAUUUCAUUAUUAUUAUAGAAGGAAUAUGGCUUAGUAAAAUUUUCAGAAGUGAUUUCUACAUUAUGUAAAGUUUCAAUUUUGUCCCUUUGAUUUAUUUAAAACAGCAACUUAUUCUUAAUUACUAUUCUUCAUUACUUUUUUCAUUAUUGUGUUUUUCUAAAAAAAAAGUACACAAUAUCAUCUAUUAACCCAGAAUGUCAAAUUGUGUAGAAGUCAGUUACUAGGAGUGUUUAUUUGUUUUGUUGAUUGUUUGUUACAUUUCCUUAAGGACUAAACACUCUUAAAAUGAAAAUCCUGUUGACCUAAUGCAAACAAUCAUUCUUUGGCAAGCUAAUAAUCUGUAUUUCACAGAUUAGUCCUUCAUUCCUAAUGCCUGUUUUAAUAUCUGUCGUUCUUUAAAUGGUUGCUCAUUGUUGCUUAAAUGAUGUUAUUGCAGCUGUAAGUAAAACUAAGUAAUCCGUAAAGACAUGGAAAUAAAUGCAGGAUAAACAGUGUAUUUAAUAGCAUCCUUCGAAUAAACACGAAAAAUAUCUUGCACAACAGAAUGAAAUUAUGUAAAAUGCUACAGCAGCUCUUAACCUAACAUUUUUGAAGUGAAGCAAUUGUUAAAAUGUCACAUUAUUCUUUGUAUAUGUUGAACUUUUAAAAUACUUGUCUGCUGAUGCUGGUCGUUCUGAAAGCUGUUAAAAUUUAAACUUACAACAUGUUACUGAUAAUAUACGGUUGUGACAUCUUUAAAUAAAUUCCAUUUGCUUGUGUUA